This is a messenger RNA of Symbiodinium natans, 1155 nucleotides long. Lineage: Eukaryota; Dinophyceae; Suessiales; Symbiodiniaceae. The record is from the annotation of a GenBank genome assembly.
AUGCGGCUGCAAUGGUGGAUGUGCGGAUUGUUUUGGUGUUUGGCGCCCGGGGUGGCUUUGAAACACAGGGGGCGUGUUGAGCAUUGCCACAUCUUCACUAUGUGGAACUACUCGCGUCCAGUUCCAGAGUACAUCCACCUGAACCUGCAGAGCUGGGAGCUCGCCUCCCAGGGCCGCUGUGGGAAGCCGGUCUUGAUCAACAGGACCAACGUCCGGCACUGGAUCCCGGAUGCCCCAGAGGAGCUGUUCAGGCUUCCAUACGAGGCGGCCGAGUCCGAUGCCAUCCGCUACGCACUGAUCUACCACAAUGGGGGCGUGUACAUGGACACCGACUUCUUAGCCAUCGACAUGACAUCCAUCAUUGAUCGGAUCCAGGACCACGACAUCAUCACAUACACUGCAGAGGGGCAAAAGUUCGAGAAAGGCCAGUUUAGCUCCAACUUCCUUGCUGGCCGCAAGGGCAGCAAGGUGAUGGGUGCAAUAUGGAAGUCCCAGAAGGAGCACAUGCAGCAUCAUUGUCCCAAGGACAUGGUCCCCAAGUCCGGCAUGUGUUGCUACGACGACCCCUCCGUGCCCUGCUCCGUCCGCUGGGCGGGCGUGGGCGAAGGGAUCUCCCACCCGGCCCUCCAAACGCUUUUCAGGGCGAAGGAGCCCUUCAAGAGCUACAUCUUUGACGGCGACGAGAGCUUCGUCCCGACUGGUUUAGUGGAGGUCCUCAAGCGCAAGCUUUCUGUCAGCGACGCCCUGGCGUAUUGGGAGCGGCGGUCGGUGAAGCAGCCGUUGCAACGCAAGCUUUACCACCUCUUCAACUCCCAGGGCUUCGCAGACGCCUACUCCUGCUACGACCUGACGGCCGACAACACCACGGUGGCUGGGGCGCUUUACAAGCGAAGCCAGGUUAAGCGAUCCAUCGCAGCACAUGAUGGGCCCACAUCAAAGUGCGCCAACGAUGGAGGUCUUUGCCGGUGUACUGGAAAUGUUUUCUACGGCCGACGUUUCGUGUGUGGUGGCACGCAGCAGACGGACCUUGCCGGCCUGCUGGAGACGCAGCACUUCUCCAAGGCAGUAGCCUCCGAGAUCCGCUGCGGUGCCCAGGACUUCGGAGGAGAUCCCCUCUUCGGCGUCGCCAAGCACUGCAUCUGCGUGCAGCUGUGA